Messenger RNA from Dioscorea cayenensis subsp. rotundata (Guinea yam), 1454 nucleotides. RefSeq names its product F-box/kelch-repeat protein At3g24760-like. The record is from RefSeq and is a predicted model, not a curated record. The transcript has a single exon. Gene Ontology annotation, molecular function: protein binding. Bases 109 to 1254 code for a protein of 381 amino acids. Lineage: Eukaryota; Viridiplantae; Streptophyta; Magnoliopsida; Dioscoreales; Dioscoreaceae.
AACUCGCGUUUUGACUCUUCUUCUUCUUCUUCUUCUUCUUCUUCUUCUUCAGUUCUUUCAUUCUUGCAACCCAAGCAAUCCAUUUCUCUCUCUCUCUCGAGAUCAUCAAUGGAGGUUGAGCUCGCCGGAGCCCCGGGAUGGUCUCAGCUCAGCCGGGAUCUCAUCGAGGUCAUCUUCUCCAAGCUCCCUCUCCGAUCCCUUGUCCGCUCCGCCGCCGUAUGCCGCCACUGGCGCACAGUUGUCACCGACCCCUCCUUCCCUUCUCCCCAUCGUCGUCGCCCUUGGUUCUUCAUCUACGGCCACAACAACGUCUCUCCUCACCUCAAUCAAGCCUUUGCCUUCGAUCCCGACGAUUCCGCCGCCGCCUGGGUUCCCCUUCGUCUUCCUCUCUGCCCUCCUGAUUACUUCUCCGGCUCCGGCGGCUUCUUCCUCGCCACCACCUCUUCUUCCAGUCUCCUCGUCUCUCCUCUCCCCCGUUCUCACCUCUUUCACCCAACUCCUCCCCUUUCCUUUCCCCGAUCUAAUCCUCUGGUCUCCGUCUUCGCCCCUGGCCCCAAACUCCUCGUCGUCGGUGGUGCACGCCUCAUCGGUGGCCUUGUCGAUAUUGAAGCCCCUCUCGCCACUGAGAUCUUCGAUCCUUCCACCGAUCCAUCGUCCUGGCAACUCUGCCCUCCUCUCCCCCACGAUUUCCGAUCCGGCAACUCCUCUCAGUGGCUCUCCUCCGCUCUCGUCUCUGGCCGCCACUUCUUCGUCCACGGCAUCUACUCCUCCCUCAUCUCCUCCUUCGAUCUCCACCUCCGAUCCUGGUCCCCAGUUCGCCUCCUCCGUCCUCCCGGCGUCCUCUUCUCCUUCCUCCUCCCCUCCCGCUCCUCCACCCUCCUCCUCGCCGCCCUCGCCACCAACCCCGACGCCUCACCUUCCCUCUUUAUCUGGUCCGUUGAUUCCACCUCCCUCGCCUUCGAUCGCAUCGGCGCGAUGCCACCGGAGAUGCUCUCCCAAUUAUUCGACGGCGGCGCCGACGACGACAGCCGCUUCGCCAGCCUCAAGUGCGUUGGCCUCGACGGCCUCGUCUACGUCUUCAACGAGGAUCACAGCAAGGCCUACCCUGCCGCUUACUGCCAGGUAGAUGGUUCCACGUGUACUUGGAGACUCGUGCCUUCGCUUCCCUUCCCCGUCAAUCGCUUCCACAAGGUCAUCGCCUUCUGCUCCCCAGUUCCUCUUGCUUCCCUUUUUCCCAACUUUUCACUUAUUUAAUUUAAAUCCUUUAUUACUUCUGUUUUCCUUAUAUUAUUAUUUAGUUCUGCUUUUCUUCUUGUUUCUAUCAUAAUUAGUAUGCUUUUUAAUGCUGUUUGUCUUCUUGUUUUUGCUUGCUUGGUGAUCAAUAUACGCCUUGCUUGAAUUAGAACUCAGUUAAUUUUCAAGAGGAAAGUAAUUACUGGUUUCUUUGUUGUUGA